This is a messenger RNA of Mytilus trossulus (common blue mussel), 1577 nucleotides long. Its product is annotated as solute carrier organic anion transporter family member 4A1-like. The transcript has 10 exons. The record is from RefSeq and is a predicted model, not a curated record. Lineage: Eukaryota; Metazoa; Mollusca; Bivalvia; Mytilida; Mytilidae. Gene Ontology annotation, biological process: transmembrane transport; sodium-independent organic anion transport. Gene Ontology annotation, cellular component: plasma membrane. The coding region runs from base 123 to 1577 and encodes 484 amino acids. Gene Ontology annotation, molecular function: protein binding.
UUAUAUGUAAGCCGCAUGUUUAUCUUAGUUGUGUUUGAUCUUUAUGUAAUAAGAAACAUUCAAGAUGUAAAAUCAAGGAUAAGACAAAAUAGAAAGAGGUUCUUCUGUCUGUGUAAUCGAGAAUGGUCGUCAAUCAAAAUGAAGAUCGCCGCUAUGGGUGUUGGCCAAUAAAAUUUAGUUGUAUACAGAGACUGAAUUCAAUCCGAUGGCAUGUUUUCUGGCAAUGCAUUUUCACUUUUUUCGAUGGAUUCAUUGUAAGUGGCGUGGUGAAUGUAAUCAUUCCAGCUCUAGAAAAACGUUAUGAACUGUCUAGUUCAAAAUCGGCCAUCAUUGUCAGUGCCAAUGAUUUUGGAGCUUUCGUUCUUUUAAUCUUUCUCGGUUACUUUGGAGAAAGACGCCAUAAACCUAAACUGAUGGGGGCUGGAAUCUUAUUUAUGUCGUUUGGUUGUCUUGUAUUUUCUCUUCCGCAGUUUAUAGGAGAAAAGUAUGCUUACACAUUAUCAGAUUCCUCUAAGAAUGGAAGUGACAACCUUUGCAGCACAAGAAAUACAACGUCUUCAUGUUCCUCGAACGUUGGUGAAAUCAAAGAAUACUUCAAAGUUUAUUAUGCCUUGUUUAUUGUUGGACAGAUGUUAUUAGGAAUAGGUGCUGUACCCAUGUUUACUAUUGGGCUUAGUUAUAUAGACGAAAACUGUAAACAGAAAUUAACAUCAUUUUAUAUAGGGUUAACUCUAUGCUCAGAUGCAGUUGGGGUUGCCACAGGUUAUAUCGUAGGGGGUAGUUUUCUGAAUGUCUUUGUUGACGUAGACAAACUUGACGUAGCUAACUUACCACUGACAUCAUCAGAUCCGCAAUGGGUAGGAGCAUGGUGGAUUGGAUUUAUAAUAGCUGUUCCAGCAUUUAUUCUAGUUGCUUUUCCAAUACUUGGGUAUCCUCGACGUCUUCCAGGUUAUGAAGAGCUUCAAAAGCAAAGAAAGUCAGAGGCGUACGAUAAUGAUGCAGAAGAAAUCACUGCACAAGCAUCAUUUGGUAAAAACUGGAAAGAUUUCCCGCGUUCGUUCCUGCUUUUGAUCAAGAACCCUACAUAUGUUUUCCUUUGUUUGGGCAGUGUGUGUGAAACUUUGCUAAUUGGUGGCACUGCAACGUUUGUAUCAAAAAUAAUACAAGAAUUUUUCAAUGUUGACCUAGCUACGGCAGGAACUAUUAUCGGUGCAAUAACAAUACCUGGAUCUGGCGGUGGAAUGAUAUUUGGUGGAUAUAUGGUAAACAGACUAAAUCUGAAGCUUCGUGGAAUAAUAUACUUUUGUUGCAUUAGUAUUGGCCUGGCAGCAUUACUUGUACCAAUAUUCUUAUCAAGUUGUCCGAGUCAACCAGUGGCGGGAGUGUCAACAGACUACAAAGUAGAAAUUGGAACUUCUUUGAUUGCUAGCUGUAAUAAUGACUGUGGUUGCACAACAGCAGGAUUUGAACCAAUUUGUGAUCAGAACAAAACAGUUUACUUUUCACCGUGUCAUGCAGGUUGUACCAAAGCUAUAAAUACAAAUGGAACGAAAGUACGAUAUUUUUCAUUUUCUUAA